UUUAGAGUUUACAUCACCCAUGGGGUAUUUAAUGGCAUUGAUAUCGCGGAGGAGGUGAAUUCCUCAUUCCAGCGACCUAUCAAGGAACAAAUGGACAGCAAGACUACUGACUAUCUCGAGAAAACAGCGAUUGGGGGUCCUCAACACCACCCUUUGCGCAAAGAGGAACAAAAAAUGGACACCAAGCCUGCCGAUUAUCAUCUGGAGGAAACAACUGUCGGGAGCCCUAAACAUCAAAUGUCCCAAGACUGGAGCGACAUCACUCAAGAUGCAAAGGAAGCUACUGCCGCUGAACACAGUACGACAUUCUGGCAGGGAAUUAAGCUGUAUCGCAAAGCCGCGUUUUGGUCGUUCAUCGUUUCCAUGACCAUCAUCAUGGAAGGAUACGACACGGCUCUCCUCGGCAACUUCUAUGCGCUCCCUGCCUUUAAGGAAAAAUACGGCUCCCUCCAGAAAGGGUCUUACCAGAUCUCAUCACCGUGGAUGAACAUGUUGUCUUACCUACAAAUGAUCACCAACAUCAUCGCGGCACAGGCCGCCGGCUCCCUGUCGCAACGAUACGGCUACCGACCAUUGUUGCUAUCGGCUCUGGUGCUCAUGGCCGGUGCAAUAUUUGUCACAUUCUUCGCACCGAGUUUGCCUGUUUUACUGGUCGGCGAGCUGCUGUGUGGUAUCCCCUGGGGCACUUUUGCCGUGCUUGCUCCGGCCUACGCUUCCGAAGUUUGUCCCGUCGUCCUCCGCGGUUACUUGACGGCGUAUCUCAACCUGUGCUGGGUGAUUGGGCAACUCAUCAAUGCCGGGGUCGUGUAUGGCCUCCAAGAUUACCCGGGCCAAUGGUCUUACCGGAUUCCCUUUGCCAUUCAAUGGGUGUGGGUGAUUCCACUGUUCUGUCUCAUCUUCCUGGCUCCCGAAUCUCCAUGGUGGUAUGUCCGCAAAGGUCGUCUGGAAGACGCCGAGCGUUCCCUGCAGAGGCUCUCGCAAGACUCGGCCGCAAUCAACACAAAACAGAUGGUGGCGAUGAUGUUGCACACUGACAAUUUCGAAAAGGAGCAAGAGUCCGGAACGUCGAUACUCGACUGCUUCAAGGGGUCGAACCUUCGACGAACCGAAAUCGCCUGUGCCGUUUACGCCAUGCAGCCCAUGACGGGGGGAGCACAGAUUCCGGGAUCGUACUUCUUCGAACAGAUCGGAUUGUCGGUGCGAGAAUCUUUCGGGAUGGGUUUGGGUGCCACCGCCGUCGCAUUUUGCACGUCGAUCUUGGCCUGGGUCGUCAUCGGGUUCAGCGGGAGACGCAGAAUGCUCCUCAGUGGUAUGGCUGGCAUGGUGAUCGUGCUCUUGACAAUCGGCUUUCUGGCUCUCGGUCCCACUUCGACGAACCAUGCGAUCCCUUGGGCCCAGGGGUCGCUCGCACUGGUUUUCAACGUGUGCUACAACCUUUCCGUCGGGACCCUGGCAUUCACCAUCUUCAGCGAGGUCUCCUCGACCCGACUGCGCGGAAGAACCAUCGCCCUGGCCAAGAAUGUGAAUGCCGCGAGCAGCAUCGUCGUGGGGGUCGCCAGCCCAUAUUUCAUCAACCCGCAUAAUCUCGACUGGAAGGGCAAGGUGGGCUUCUUCUGGGCCGGAAUCAACGUCCUGUGGAUGGUCUGGGCCUAUUUCCGUCUGCCGGAACUCAAGGGUCGCACGUACGAGGAGAUUGACAUUCUAUUCGCCCAAGAGGUCAAGGCAAGAGACUUUAGAAAGCACGUCGUCGACUUGACCGACGUAUGAUUGAUCAGACAGAACGGAAGCCACAAAGGAACUACCACCUCGGGUAUUGUUUCUUGCGUUUUCAAAAAUCUCAUCAUCAUCAUAGUUACCACUUGGUUGGUAUUUGAAUGGUCCGAAAUAUUGGUUGUCCACUCACUCCUAUUUGUAUGAAUCGCUCCCGAACUGGUCACGACACAGGGGAAUCGCGGGUCAUC
Molecule: messenger RNA, 1961 nt
Organism: Exophiala oligosperma
Lineage: Eukaryota; Fungi; Ascomycota; Eurotiomycetes; Chaetothyriales; Herpotrichiellaceae
Exons: 1
Coding region: 91-1767 (558 amino acids)
Biological process (GO): transmembrane transport; carbohydrate transport
Cellular component (GO): membrane
Molecular function (GO): carbohydrate:proton symporter activity
Source: RefSeq, a predicted model, not a curated record